Molecule: messenger RNA, 620 nt
Organism: Eruca vesicaria subsp. sativa (arugula)
Lineage: Eukaryota; Viridiplantae; Streptophyta; Magnoliopsida; Brassicales; Brassicaceae
Source: the annotation of a GenBank genome assembly
AUGGCUGAUCCUGAACUAGAAGCUAUUAGGCAGAGGAGGAUGCAAGAGCUCAUGGCUCAACAUGGCACUGGGAAGCAGGGAAAUCAGCAGAAUCCAGAUCAAGAGAGAGCUCAAGAAGAUGCUAAAAGGGAAGCUGAUGAACGUAGACAAAUGAUGCUUAGUCAAAUCUUGUCUUCCCAAGCCCGAGAGAGAAUUGCUCGAAUUGCGCUGGUGAAACCUGAGAAAGCUAGAGGUGUAGAGGAUGUUAUUCUGAGGGCUGCGCAAAUGGGACAGAUUGUUGAGAAGGUUUCUGAGGAGCGACUUAUAACGUUGUUGGAACAAAUAAACAGCCAAACAUCCAAACAGACAAAAGUCACGAUCCAGAGGCGUCGUGGGGUGGAUGACGAUUAGGAAGACAAAGACUAUGCUUUGUACAUCUUAUGGAGAUCUCACUGUUGAGUUCUUCACUAAGAUGUACUUAAAAUGUUACUGUGAAAUAUGUUUAUUAUGAAGGAUCUGAAACUGAAACUCUGCAUUUUAUCUUUUUGGAAUUUCCUCUGUGAACCAUCUCUAUCUUGACUUCCUCUCCUCUCGUUGCCUUGUAUGAUUUGGAUAUUAAUUAGAAAAGAAAACGAUUCUGU